CCAUCUCCAGUCCCCAGACUUCGAGUCGCCAUCCAUCUUCGCGCCAUUAUCGCCCACGCCUCUACAGGUCUACUCCCCCUACCCAUUCCAUCCCCUCACAGCAACCGACACAAUGGCGCCAACAAAGGAUCUCCGUCGCGAAGACCUCAUCAUUCCCUACCAGGAACCCAAGGCCAGCGGAGAAGCCGAUGUGUCCUCCUCAAUGGCCUCGACGCUGCCCAUGGCGGCCAUGUUUAUGCGCAACAAGGUGAUUGGAUGGGUUGCUGUCGUCGUGGCGAUCCAGAACUGGCUCGGCGAGAGCUCGUCGCAGAAGAAGAAUGCGGCCAUGCCGGGUUAUUUGUCUGUCCUCAUGUCGCUCGGUGCGCUUUUGACAUCGUAUAUGCAUCUCGUCAUUCCUCAGCCUGGGCAGAAAUAGCGAACGGUUCCGAGUGGGAAAAUAUGGGUUGGGUUUUCUGUAUUGUACGGCGGCGAGAUACCUCUGAUGAAUCGACAAGGCUGUCCGAAUCGCUUUUAUCUUCCGAUUGGGCGUCUACGGUGUAAGGCUGCGGCGUGGCAGUGGGGGAGUAUGAGAUGAUGUUCGAAUAGCAUGCCCAUAUCGAAUCAUCACGCGUGCUGGGUGCCGUUUGGUGGUGGUCUUUGAGCUGAGGCACCGCCGCUGCAAGCUUGAAAACAAUCCAUCUAAUUGUCCUUUGUAUGUAAGCGCUUGGAUUGGCCAGUUGUCACCCUCCGACAGUCCGCUGACGAUGGGGAUGACCUCGACAAUGCGACAUGCAGCAAUGCUGCCUUCGCAUAAUAAUGUGUCCGUUGA
Emericellopsis atlantica is the source of this 808-nucleotide messenger RNA. RefSeq lists its product as uncharacterized. The transcript is spliced from 4 exons. Lineage: Eukaryota; Fungi; Ascomycota; Sordariomycetes; Hypocreales; Bionectriaceae. Gene Ontology annotation, biological process: protein insertion into ER membrane. Gene Ontology annotation, cellular component: endoplasmic reticulum membrane. Gene Ontology annotation, molecular function: protein folding chaperone. Bases 113 to 415 code for a protein of 100 amino acids. The record is from RefSeq and is a predicted model, not a curated record.